GUCUGUCACAAUGAUUCAUUUUCUACUAGAACAGCACAUGAAAAGCUGUUUUAGCUUUAUUAUUACGCGAAAACAUGUUUUGUUUAACUAUGAGAACUUGUUAUUGUGUGUACGACUACAUGUUACGUAAAAAGUAUCAGCGGGCCGCUAAAGUUGGAGGACAGACGACAAGGUUCGCGCUCGCUUUGAAACAGUCGGUCGUCUGUUCUUGCUUUUCUUCGCUUGGUCAUGCAUCGUGGGUGAGUAAAGAUGUAAUAUGCGUGAAUGGAAACAAUUUAUGAAGAUUUUACUUUGAAAACGCUUUAUUUGCGUAGCCAUAUCCACGUUUUAGACGAAGCCUCUUACAACACCAGCCAACACGAGCCUCGCAGACACAUAUACCGUCAUUCCCAUGACGGCACGGUGCCCCCUUAAGAAACUCCCAUAGACGGUGGCGCCAGAUUACCCUCUAGGUGUUACAGUGAGAAACUCUAUGAUAUGGUAGGUACCACUAUAGCACCGCGGCGUAGAAGGCUGGAUAGAUAGACAGACACACUCAAAUCACCCGAAGUUCGCAAAGAAUGCUUCGCGUUAAAAACACACGCGUACUCAGAUUUAGCUGGAAGUUAAAAAAAAAUGAAAAACUCCACAUGCUCAAAUUCGGAAUAUUCCGCUACGGAGCGACUCAUAAUCAGACCGAGGUUUUGGCACGUUAUACUCCAGAAGGUAUUCUGGUUACGACUUUCAAGAGAAACUGAAAUAUGGAAGUUCCGAUUGAAUACUUGUAAACACCAGUACCGACGUCACUGCCGACGUGGUUAGGGCACGAAACUAAAAAAAAAGAAGAAAUAAUAUACUGCCAUCGCAUAUUCUUGCUAUUAAGCCGAAGUUUCUUUUUGAAAAAUAAAGUUUCUUUUCUUUCUUCCUUCGACAUUUUAUUGCAACAAAGUGCAUGACGGGUUCACAAAGUAAAUAUUCCGGUCUUGCCAUACUUAAGCGUUUUCCUUUAAUAUUACAUAAAGAGAAUUGUUUGAAGCCAGCAGACAAUGAAAACAAGGAAAUCAUACGAGGAUUCAACCAUUUCUUCUUUAUCGAACUAUAACACUAUAGGCGAGAGCUGCCUUUCCCCCUUUCCCCAAUAAACUCCAUACUCGAACUUAAAAUCUUCCUUUUAAUAUUGUUGCUCAUUUAAUCACAUUUCUCACUCGCUCGUCUUUUUUUUCAUUUUAAUACUGAUUAAGGUUCUCGUUCUAAAAUAUUUCCGCCAUUUGUUUUUCAUAUCAGGCGUUUCUUCGCAAGAAAAGUGGUCGCCCCUUGGGGCUAGGAAAAUUACUUAUCGCGUUUUCCCGGCGAGCAUGCACUGAUCUGUAUGUUCGUUCACUGUGCCAAGCCCGUGCAUGCAUUCAUCAGUACUACAGCCGAAUAACGACGUCAUCAGCGGAUGCGCCCGUCGCCGGCUUGCAUGCUCCGCACUUCUGACGCUCACCCACUAUGGGGGGAUUGGCCAAGAAGCCGGCGGCUCUUUCCACACAGACCGGCGGUAUGCGUUUUCCCCAGCUGUCGUAUUUUAUUUAUCCACGAUACUGACGGCUGCGCACAACGCCACGCAAUAAGGAGAAAAAAAGAAAGAACGAAAAUAAAAAUCGCACCCAAUGCUGAGAGUCGCGGAGCUGCAAACACACGCGAGCUCAGCGUUGGGCCGGCACCGACAAAGUCGAAGUGUCGCAUCGCGCGCGACGCGCCGAUACAGUUCCAAGAGGCGAGCCAAUGUAGCGAAAACGCAGCGAAAAACAACGACUCGGUGCCACAAGCCAUGAAGUUUUCGCGGCCCCAUCGCGGCGCCGGAGACAACGUCGUAAGCAUUCCCAGCACUGUUGCCAACCGGGCCUGAGGAGGUGGCGGGGCAUCCCCGGAGGCGGCCACCAUGAACGAGAUCGCGCCGCCUCCAAAAUAUCGGCUCAACCUCCGCGUGGUGCUCAUGUCGGUGCUCAUCUGGAUGGGAACAUUCCUUGUGUUCGCGGCGAUCUCGGUCACGCUCGCCAUCACCACGAACGCUAUGUACUUCCUCUUUAUCAUCAUGGGGCUGGUGGUGUCGACGUUCGCGAUGGCCUUCUACAAGCCCGAGGGGCCCUGGGAACCGCUGGUGCCGUACAGCCGGCUCUGUGAGCCCAGGCUCGAGACGCACGCUCCCGUGUACGUGGAAGAGAAGUCCGCCGUGUACCCGCCUUCGCCGUCGGUCAAGAGCGUGACGCGCUCGGAUCCUUGGCUCUGCACGAGCGCCAAGACGACGCUGCGUGGGUCGUUCUCAUCGCCCCGGCUCCGCAGCCAGGUCGACGACACGUGGCCCGCGGCGGCGACACCGGCGCGGAACCCUCUGCCCUCGGGCUUCCUGCCUCUGGUGCCCGCGGCCGUGGCGCGCAGCCGCUCGUCGACGAGGCUCGACAGCCCCAGCCAGUGCGAGCAGGUAACGACGGUGAGCUGUCACCAGGCGUACGGCUGCUACGAGAGCCGUGUGUUGCGAACAACGUACGAAGAGUUCCACAGGGUGAGCGACAACGUCGAGACGAUCGAGUGCAUCGAGAGGUCCGAAGUCGUGACUACGGAGACUGCUGCCGCUCCAAGCCCGGAGCCGCCGUCGACGACCAUCCAAGUGGAGGAACCGGUCGAACCAGUGGUGCCCGAGAAAAAGAAGCGGCGUCUGCUGUGGAAUAUCUUUAGCCGGAGCGAUGACAAGACCGUGGUCAAAGAGUUCCCCGCGUACAAGAACGAAGACAGCGAAUCCAAGGCGGGCCUGUUGGAAGAAGAGUCCUCCACGCCAGCAGACACGCCGUGCUUCUCAAAGGCCUCGAGAGGCAUCGCGGACGCUCCGGAAUUCUCCAAGGUUGUCGCGAACAUCGAGCGAAACAUUCACGAGGCGAACAACCCUUACACCUUUUUGCACAAGCCCAAGGCGGAUGGCGAAGGCACGGCAGCGGCCUCCCAGAAAAAGUCAUCCAGCGAACGGAAGGCAGCUAAAAAAAGUACGUCCGAAGGUGAACAGGCUGCCGCCGCCAAGGUCAUGGGCAUAUUGAACUCGUCUGAGUCCAGUGCGUCAUCGUCCGGCGUCGGCGGCGCCACAGCUGCCGCCUCUGGUCUGCCCUCAUUCUGGAAAGAACAGACAUCCCCGCUGCCCGACGACCCUUCUCCAGGAAGCAGCAGCCCCAUGGUCAGUGGGCCGGCGUCUUCAGGACUGUCUUCAGGGGGAAGUCGCAUAUCGCUGGCCGGCUCCACGCCCAAAGACGCGGACCAGCAGUACCUGAACGAGGCUUUUAUCAAGUCGCGCUCUAGCUGGGACGAGCGAUCACAUCCGGACUCGACAACCCCUUUCCGCAACAACCUGGGCGAAGGCAGCAUCAGCCAGAGUAGCAGCCAGCGCACUGCGGCAUCCAAGAUGGCCGCCUCUUCGACUGCGCGCUCCGAGGAGAAGGAGAUCUGGGCCUCACCCAGUUGGAGCCCCGCGAGAAACAGCAGCCGCGCGGUCGGCGAGAAGGCGAGCCAGACCUCGCUGCGCGACUACUGCCCGCAGUCGAGCGGAGACGACCACUUCCGAAUGUCGCCGCUCGUGAAGGCCGACCUGGUCGAGGUGACCGUCAUCAACAACCCGGCCCCCACCGACAAAGGUGCCGGAAGCAGCAGGUGUGCGCUGCAGUGCGCGGACGGUGCGGAGAAGAAGCCGCAGCCAUCCAAGUACGUGCAGGCGACGAGCAACACCAUCGAGACUGGCGUGCAGAUGGUGACGUGCGACGGCGACAAUAACAGCCCCACCAAGAAGUCAAAGAAGAGGAAGUUAAAGCUGCUGCCACGGUUUCUCAAGGUAAAGAAGAAGAAAUGAGUGACGCCCCUGGCCACGGUGGUGGUGGCCCCUGAUGAUUGCACAAAGUGUUGAAGGCCAGACCCCUUUUUUUCUUUCUUUUAGUCCAAACUGUAGCGCGGCGCGAGUGGGGCGGCAAGAGAGUUUUGGACUGUUUUUGUUUGUUCGAGCACGUUGAGAAACUGGCACGGGGCAGGAAAAAGUCAAGUUUUGAGUUAGCGGCUGUGUGUGUUUUUUUUUCUUUUCCUUUUUUCCUGUCUUGUUGUCUUUUCAGAGUCCCGGGACUCAGUGUUGUAAAAUAAAAUUUAAAAAAUGAUAA
Messenger RNA from Dermacentor andersoni, 4148 nucleotides. RefSeq lists its product as uncharacterized. The record is from RefSeq and is a predicted model, not a curated record. Lineage: Eukaryota; Metazoa; Arthropoda; Arachnida; Ixodida; Ixodidae.